AUGUUCCUAAGCACCUUGGCUGGGGUAGAGGAGUGGAAGGUGGUGGCUUGGGGAGGGAAAGCACUGAGGGCAUUAAGGGUUGGAAGAUCCGAUCUCAGAGUCGGACUUCUCUUUCUUUGUCUCCCCCAGGAGCAUUCCAUCAAAGUGCUGGAGCUGAUCUCCACCGUGUGGGAUUCUGAGCUGCACAUAGCAGGCUUGAGGCUACUCAACGGAUUGCCUCUGCCUGACUUUGCUCACCCACAGCUCCGUCGGGUAAUGCCUUCCCUCAUGGAGAUCUUGCAGACAGACAGCAUCCUGGCCCAGGUCCAAGCAGUUCGACUCCUGAGUCAUCUGGCCCAGAAAAACGACCUAUUAUAUGACAUCCUCAAUUGCCAGGUACAUUGUAAUUUCCUGAACCUGCUUCUGUCCACGCAACCUGGGAGCCUGCUGUUUGAGGUGCUAGUGUUUGCAGAGCGACUGAGUGAGGGUCGGAGUUGUCCCCAUUACCGAGCAGUGAACUGGCAGUACAAUGAGCAAUCUUUGCACGAAGCGCUCUUUGGGGAUGAGUCCCGCCUGGCUGACCGGCUGCUGGCUCUGGUCAUUCAUCCGGAGGAGGAGGUUCAGAUUCAGGCCUGCAAGGUCAUUGUCAGCCUGCAGUGCCCUCAGGACUUUGGCACCCGGCCCUCUUCCUGCCAUACAACCAAUUCCUACUUUAAUGAAGGGGAUGCCAGUUAAGGGAAAACCAAUAAAUGUCAUAUGGGAGAGAAAGAGAAAAAAAAAACAACAACAAAGAAAGUGGGGUGGGGAUACUUGAGAAGAGGCAGCAUUUGUUCCAAAUCAGAGCUCCAAAGGGCCUCCAGAAGUCAUCUUGGUUGACCCCAGUCCCCAGGGAAGAACAACAUAUGUGUCAUCCUCCUGAACGUUUUCCUCAUUAGCACGAAAUACAAAGAGCACUAGAUUUGGAGUCAAAGGACCUUGGUUCAAAUGUCGGCCCUCCCCCUGAUGUUUGGGUGAUCAUAGACCUGAGUAUGGUACAGAGAACAUGGGUUCCAGUCCCAGAUGUAUCACUAUGUGUGUGACCGUGGGCAAGUCACAUCAUCUCAUCUGUUGGUCAAAAAUGGCCUUUCAGGUGGUUUCUAAGUAAGUCUACAAUCUUGAUAUUUUCUCCAUGAAAAACUAGAAACUGCAGUGGGUCCCAAGUCACUCAGAAAUUCAAAGACAAGAAUUCAUCUCCUCCCUCUAUCCCCUCCCCCAGCUCCCAGAUACACCCUUUUGGUCAAAUUA
Messenger RNA from Vombatus ursinus (common wombat), 1263 nucleotides. RefSeq names its product armadillo repeat containing 12 (gene ARMC12). The record is from RefSeq and is a predicted model, not a curated record. Gene Ontology annotation, cellular component: nucleus. NCBI's taxonomy places the organism in Eukaryota, Metazoa, Chordata, Mammalia, Diprotodontia, Vombatidae. The coding region runs from base 1 to 714 and encodes 237 amino acids. The transcript has 3 exons.